AUCAGUUCAUCCACUACAAGUAUCCGCCACAGGAAAUGCCCCAAGAACCCCCUCCCGGCGCCCUCUCAAGCGCAUUUCCACCCCCACCAACAUAUUACACUCACUUCACCGAGGAAAACCUCACGGCACUAAAAUCCCACCGCCUGGAGGACGGUACACUGCCGCCCGACGACACCCUCCCCGAUCCGCUCUGCUACCUAGUCCCCCCCCCACCCCCGGCCGGGUCUUACCGCGCUUUCGGCGAGGAAUGGAUGGUUCCCGAGCGGUACCCUUCCCUGGAGGAGGCUGGUAUUCGACAAUUGUAUCCGCCAACAAGCAUGGCUGCGGUAGCAGCAGCCAACGGCGGCGGGGGAGGAGGAGGAGCGGACAAAGGCAAGGAACUCACGGUCGAUAGGACGGUCGAGCUUCGGAGGCUGAGCAAAUCCUUGCUGUUGAAUUAUUUGGAAUUGGUGGGGGUUAUGGGGAUGGCACCGGAGCAGUUCCAUGAAAAAACUGCAGACUUAGAAACAAUCCUCUUCAACAUGCACCACCUCAUCAACGAAUACCGCCCCCACCAAGCGCGCGAAACGCUAUGCUUGCGCAUGGAAGAGCAGCUAGAACGUACCCGCCGCGAGACAGAGGAGAACAGGAAGGCCGUCGCUAAAGUCGAGGAUAUACUCGCUGGAUUGGAGCUGGUUGCGAAGCGGGCGGAUGCGAUUUGUGGUGGGGAUGGACUGGGGGCGGGGAGGGAGAAGAAGGUCGACGAUGGGGUUGCUAAGGCUAGAGUUAGGGAUGUGGAGGCUUGGAAGGCGCUUGUUGGUAUGGGGGGUUGA
Tuber melanosporum (Perigord truffle) is the source of this 812-nucleotide messenger RNA. RefSeq lists its product as uncharacterized. The transcript has 2 exons. The record is from RefSeq and is a predicted model, not a curated record. Gene Ontology annotation, molecular function: transcription coregulator activity. Lineage: Eukaryota; Fungi; Ascomycota; Pezizomycetes; Pezizales; Tuberaceae. Gene Ontology annotation, biological process: regulation of transcription by RNA polymerase II. The coding region runs from base 36 to 812 and encodes 258 amino acids. Gene Ontology annotation, cellular component: mediator complex; core mediator complex.